UUGGGAGAGGUCAAGAAAGAAGCAGCAUUGGUGAUUAAAGACGCUAGAACUCGGAUUACAGAACUGAAUGCCUCAAUUCAGAAGUGGGAACAGUUCGAAACAUUAUUGGCGAAGUUUCGCGAAUGGCAUGACCAUGUUGAUGUCAUUCUUUCAUGUCGUGCUUCUGACGACGUGUCUGCUUUAGACGUUCCAGAUGAAUAUAAGAAUUUACAACGGGAAUUUGAUCAAUAUGAAAGUCAGAUUAAGUCUUGGAAGGAGUUACCGAAAGCGAAGACAGACUUGAUGAGCUCCUCAAACCGGUUUCAGCUUCAGCUUGGCCACAUAGAACAACAGUUUGAAGCACUGACUGAGAGAUUCAAUGAAUACAAACAACCAAAUGGUCUUGAAACUAAGGUAGAACGAGUGGAAAGGGAUAUUAGUGGCAUAGAAAGUAACGUAAGGGAGUUGUCAGUUGUUUCGGCCGAUUCCUGUUCUGCUGCACUAGAUCAUGCUAAGCAAAUUGCACUACAAGUUCAAAAAAUCAGAACAGAUAUACAAGAAUUGAAAGAUUCAAAGAACGCUUUAUUAAAAGAUCGUUUAUUAACUGAAGCGUGCGCAGAAAAGAUGGACAGCAAAAUUACUGGCUUUUGUGAGCGAACUGAUAGUCUUGAGAAUAAGAAUGCAAAAACAAUCGAUCGUUUGAAAAGCUGCAUCCCGCUUAUUGGUCGUCUUGAUGAUAAUCUUAAGGAGAUUGACAAAGUAAUUGAUAACGUUGAAUCAAAACUAGAUCUUUUUACUCAGUCUGAUGGCGUGGAUAACGCUGAGGUCGACCAGUCGGCUCUAGAAGCUUUACAAAAUGAUUUGAACAGGAAUGAGACGUCAUUGUCAACGGCCGAAGAGAUUGCUAAGAAUCUAAAGAGAGAAUCAGUGAAAUUUAACGACGAUUUAAUUGAGCAGCGUUGGAGACGGAUUCGAAGGACUCAUGCAGAUCUUCGUUCGUGGAUUGAUGCAGUCAAGGGAAUGGCUGAAGACAGCGCAUCAAAUCUGGCUCAAUUUGAUACUGUUUAUGCUCGGUUUAUUAAAAUACUUGAUACUGCAGAAGAGCUUGAUGACAUGCAUGAUUUAAUCUCUGAAUUGGACAAGAAUCGAGCUGAGAAGGGAUUGCUUCUUGAGAAGUACAGACGAUUAAUCAAAACUAAUCCUGAUGUUGAGUCCAAAUUUAGUCUCUCUUUAUGUCAGGUUGAAGAACGAUGGAAUAGAUUAGAAGAGAAGGCUCAGAAGUCUCGUUUUUCGGUUCCUCCACCUCAGUUCCCUAGCGCACUUCCAGAUCUCAAGAUUGUUGGUUCCUUCCAGCAGAAGGUAGCAACGUUUCAUGAGGUUUUCACAGUCGCGAAGAAUUACAUUGAUUUCAAUAAAUAUCCAGUUACAUCAGUUCCAGAAUGGGCAGAUCGCAUUCAGACAGUCAACAAUUGGCUUCUUAAUUACGGAGAUGAAAUGAAAGCUAUGUUGGAGGAAGGUAGAAGGAUCGCGAGCAGAGGUCGAAUGGAGCUGGAAGUUCAUGAUGCUCUAGAAAGCCUUGAUAACGUGGUGGAUCUCGCAAAUGAGGUAGAAUUGUCAAUAAAAUCAAACAGUGCCUUGUUACUUCCAUUGCAAGCCAAAGCGGAAGCUCUUUCAAGGGAAAUUCGUGUUAUGAAAGAGGUUUUGGAUAAAUUGGCUGCUCGUGACCUUUCUGAACCUGCGAUCGCCAAUGCAACUCAGCGUGAUUUGCUAGACAGACAGUCCCAACUAGAACAACUUCAUCGGAAGAGUGAGGACUUACAUGGUUGUCUUCCUGGAGCCUCGUCUGGUUUUGCAAAUAAAGAAGUGGAUGAAAUAUACGCUCAGGUCCGUUUAAUAGAGGAAGAAAUCGGAGCUGCAAUGAAAAGGAAAGCAGUCGAAAGGGAGCUACACUCGGGUUAUGCUUCUUCUGCUCCAUCUUUUGAGGAUCGAAGUGUAGGACCAGAUACAGUUUCUGUUUCUAGCGCAGGAGGGCCGUCUCUUGCCCUUGAUGUGCAGGAAACAGAUGAUGAAAAAACCAAAUAUGAAGCUUUUCAACUUAAUUCUUCGCCUCCUCCAAAGAUACAAAUUGACAUUGCCGAUACCUUGGCCACUGCUUACAUAGAAAUGGAUAAAAUAGAGGAGUCUAUCUCUGUUGAUGAUCCUUUUCCAUUUGAAAGAUUGUCUGAGAAGGGAGAUAAGUUGAGGAUUUUAAGUAACGCCUUGGAUAAAAUCGAAAGAACGGUCUGUGAUUCAGAGAUGACUAUGGAUAUUAUGGAGUCUGAGGCAGCAAAGGAAAGGAUUGCUUUGCUGCGUUCAUCAUUAUCUGCAAAACAGAAUGAGAUUGGAAAAAUGGUUGAGGCGAGAAACGAGCUUGAUUUGAAUCUGAAAACGAGUGAGGAUCUGUUAAGUAAGAUCAGUGUUGUCCUUUCUGGUUUUGAAGGCCGAAAUAAAUCUCCAGACCUUGAUGAACUGGAGUCCCUCACAGUUUUAUUGAGUGACCGAUUGCAACAGGCAUACGCACAGAUACAACACACAUCUUUGAAAGCCGAGCCAAUUAUCGCCCAGUUGGGGGAUUCCGAAGCAUCAACUAUCGAAGAUAACCUUCGUAAAUUAGGAGAGAAUUGGAAAAGCUGUGAAAUUAAAGUGAAUGAGAAACGUCGUUCUCUUGACGAACGUUUAGCAGAUAGAUCAGACUUGAUUAACGAAAUUGAACUUUUGGAAUUUUGGUACCAUUUGCUUAUUUUCACGUGUGACGAGACUGAAACUGAAUGUUCAUCUACAGAAAAUGUCAUGACUACUGGUGCAGCUACAGAAAUGGAUGCUAGAAUUGCUGAAAGGCUAUCAGAGUAUAAAGAAAAACUAGAAUCACUUCAUAAAAUUGAGACUUUGAAAGAACGGUUUAUCAGUUCGAACUUAGCUGACCCUUCAGUGAAACAGAGGAUGCAGUGCGCAGUGUCAGACUUGGAAAAGCGUGUGAUAAAUUUGAAAGAAGUUAUGGAUAAAAAGAAGGCAACCGUAAUGAGUAUUAUUAAUGAUGCAAAGACAUUCCAAGAUGAUAUUGCAACUGCGCUCAAAUUUUGCAACCGAGCUGAACGAGCUGUACAGAUAGUAGAAGAAACUAACUUGGUUGUUCCGUCUGGUGCUGACCUUGAUUAUGUACGCUCAAGACAGGAACAGAUUGAAGAUUUAGUUAAAAGUAUUGAAAGGCGUUGGAAAAUCGUGGUUUCGAAGGACUCUCCUGUUGACGAGAAUCAGAACGCGGCAGUCGCUGAUCUUUUAGCAAAGUGGGAACAGACAAAAGAGAGGAUAGCUUCGGUUGCUCACGUUCCGACCCUCGCGCAGGAUUCGUCUUUCUCGGAGUCACCUGCGAGAGAAGAAGCUGCCUCGGAAAGUAAGCUUUCUGUCCGAAGCAACACUGAAGAAGUCAAUGAACCAGGUCUUAUUGAAUAUACGUCUCUAAAGGACACUGUAUCUGAAAGAGAAAGUCCAGUGCAUAAGACUGCAUCAGAAAAAGAUCAGCGUCUGCUAAGCACUGUUGUUCAGCUACGACACUGGCUUUCGGAGGCUGAGCGAGAUGCUUCAAUCUCUGUUGACAUAAUAAAUUUGCAGGCAAUCAGGGAUGCAGCUCAUGCUAUUCAGUCUUUUAUCGACCAGUUGAAAAUUAGACACCUCGAACUCCUUCGUAUCUUGAACGAGAGUGGCGAUCAAGUUGUGCGUGAGAAAGCUGAGUUAACAUUGGGAGAUUGGGAUCGGAUUUUGGCAGAGUGUAAACGAAGGAAAGCCGUCUUGAAUGAAAUGCUGAAUGAAAGCCGGGCUUGGGAGAAACUGAAGUGCAUUGUUCAACUUUGGCUAACAGAAUCACAACAAAAGUUGGAUGCGGGAGGUAAGGCUAGUGAGCUGAAUGAAGAAGGUCUGCGUAGUGAAUUGGAAGAAUUAAAAGAAAUGGACCAGAGUUUUAACGAAAUGAAAGAGAAGAUUGCUGAAAUGAAUUCGCGGAGCAACACAUUGUUAGAUACAUACAGAUUUGAUGAAGGGCAUAAUCUUUCACAUGCAACUUCAAGAAUCAAUAAUUUAUGGUCGAAAUUCAACGAUAAUUUGCGCAUUAGACGAGCAGUCUUGGAAGCUGCAUUACGUUCUCGAAGCGAUUUUCAAUCAGCUUUAGUGCAGUUAGAAGAAUGGAUGACCAAGAUGCACUCUAGUUUGGUAAAGCUGGAUGAAUGCACCUGUAAUUUGCAGCUUCUCAAGGACUCCCUCAAGCGGAAAGACUGGAUAGAUGCAGAAAGAUGCUUUCAAUUGGAAAUGGACGCUCAUGAAGACCUCGUAAACUCGGUCGGUGAGAUGGGCUCUCAACUUGUGCGUAGUGCUGAAAAUAAUAGCGAACGAGAAGGUUUGAUUGAAAGAUUGGAGACGGUUAAAGAGAAUUGGAAAAAGAUGAGGAACCUCGAUGACUCCAUUAGACAGCGACUUAUUGAUGCUCAAAAAGAGUGGGAAAGGUUGAUUUCACAACUUUCGGAGAAUUUAUUUUGGGUAGAGUCCAGAACGAAGACCCUUCGAGAUGAGCAACCAGUGGGUAGAACUUUAGCUCGGGUUCAGAAACAAAAUGAAUUAGUCAAGAACCUGGAGCAAGAACUCGAAAAGCGCCAACAUGAGAUUGAUGAUUGCGUAACUCUUGCUCACAGUUAUUUGAUGCAACAUGAUUUGAGGCCAAAAAUUCAUAGUGUUAAUGCUUUUGCCGAAAACACACAAACCUUAGGUACUUAUUCAACUUAUUAUCACUUUCUGGUAACUUUUCAAGGCGAGGAAGAAGCGGAACUGCGGCGAGUUGGUUUACAAAUAAAUGCUGAUUGUGAAGACUUGGUUGAAAAGUGGACAGAAUUAAAAAAGUUUACUCAAGAUUGGUCUCGUGUUCUGGAUGAUGCACAUGGGAAGAUGGAACAGAUGUCUAAUGCGGUUGCCGAGUGUCAAUUGGCUUUGUCAAACUUGGAGGGUACUAUGGAAAAACUUACACCUGUGGAACAAUUACGACUAGAGCAGCUAGUCGGUGCCAUGAAAGAGAGCGAGGUACUUAAGGAAACCUUGGCACGUGCACGAAUUCAUGUAGAUGAUGCAAAUGACUGGUGCGGGCAGCUUUUGGCUUCCAAUAUCGAUCUUGAUCUCGAGCCGACCGCAUUACUCAAGUCCGUCAAUGACAGAUAUGCGAAACUAAAAGUAGACAUCAGAAUCCGCAUUGCAGCGCUUGAACACGCGCUGGCAGAUUUUGGUCCUUGCAGUCAACAUUUCUUAAUGAGUAGUGUACGGCCACCUUGGCAGCGGUCAAUUUCUGCCGUCAGUCACCUACCGUACUACAUAAAUCACGAAACGGAAAUGACUCAGUGGGAUCAUCCAGCCAUGGUGGAAAUCCUUUCGCAGCUUUCAAAGUUUAAUCAGGUGAAAUUUAGCGCAUAUCGUACAGCUAUGAAAAUGCGUGCUAUCCAGAAACGAUUAUGCCUGGAUCUUCUGGGCUUGCAAGAGCUAGAUACGCAGCUAAAGUUCUUGAAUGCAACAAAUAAUGAUCAGCUGUUACCUAUAAAAGAUGCAAUUAUGUGCUUGGUGCCUUUGUUUGAAUCAGCCCACAAUAAAUUCCCUCAUUUGGUGCGCUCCGUCCCAUUAGCAGUUGACCUUUUCUUAAAUUUUGUCCUUGACGUUUUUGACCCUGGUCGGGAUGGCAUUUUACGGACUUUUUCGUUCAAAGUUGUUCUAGUGCUUCUAUGCAGCGCAAAUCUCGAGGACAAGUACAAAUAUCUGUACCAGUUGGUUUCAUCUGGAGAUGGUCUGGAACAGAAAAGUCUGGCUUUGCUGCUGUAUGACGCUAUUCACAUUCCUAAAUUUUUUGGCGAAGCAGCGGCUUUUGGUGGUUCAAAUGUUGAGCCAUCUGUGAGGUCGUGUUUUGAAACUGUUAAGUUUGCUAGAACGAUUGGCAUAGACGAUUUUCUUUUGUGGCUUAAGAAGGAGCCUCAAACAAUUGUUUGGUUGCCAGUAAUGCAUAGAUUGGCAAGUGCUGAAUUUGCAAAACACCAGGCAAAAUGUAAUGUUUGUAAAAUGUACCCCAUUACUGGGUUGCGUUAUCGAUGUUUGAGGUGUUUCAACUUUGACAUAUGCCAGAAUUGUUUCUUCAGUCAGCGCCUUGCAAAGAACCAUAAACUUUCUCACCCAAUGCAAGAAUACUGCGUACCUACCACUUCCGGAGAAGACGUGAGAGACUUUGGUUUGAUUGUGAGGAAUAAAUUCCGUUCAUCAAGUAAAACCCGUGUUGGUUAUCUCCCCGUUCAGACAGUUGAUGAAGGUAUACCUUUGGAAACAAAGAAUAUCAUCCCCACUAAUCCACUUACUGAACACCUCCAUAGCCGAAUGCAAAUAUGCGCUCAACGACUGUGGAGAGCAAACGGGGACACUUCACCUGCACUACCAGAAAACGUCGAAGAUUCUAACAUUAUUGACAUUAAAUCUCCUCUCCAGCUGUUAUCACAAGUUGAGCAAAUGCAUAAAGAAGAAUUACAUCAAGUGCUUCAUAAACUUCAGAAUGAGAACAGAGAACUGAAGAAGGAAAUUGAGCGGAGAAAAAAUUUUGAUGGUGUUGGGUCCACACCAAACCUAACUCACUCAUUCCCUCGGAACACAAACGCCAGUAUAGCAAGUGGUCGUUCGGUACCUUCCCUACCACAUUCCACUGAUGAGCAUCUUAUGCGUGAGGCACGACUUUUACGUCAACAUAAGGAACGCUUGGAAGAACGUAGUCGGAUAUUGGAACAGCAAAACAAACAACUUGAAGUCCAGCUGGAAAGGCUCCGCACGGUGCUGUCAAAACAGCAAAAUGUCGUUUUUGACGACAUCAAGAUGAAUGGUCAAAGUCGAGAUAUGAGUGCCUUUUCUGCUGAUGAAGAUGAAGGGAUCGAGUACGACACGCGGCCAAACCGUAUGCCGUCUUUAAUAGCAUCCGUAGACCAGCUUGGCCGAGCUAUGCAGUCUUUGGUUACCUCAAUGGUUAAUGAAGAUGAGAAAGACGAAGUUACGAAGGAAAAUGGUGAGGUGAGAGAUGCCGAUUAAAG
Enterobius vermicularis (human pinworm) is the source of this 7103-nucleotide messenger RNA. The record is from the annotation of a GenBank genome assembly. NCBI's taxonomy places the organism in Eukaryota, Metazoa, Nematoda, Chromadorea, Rhabditida, Oxyuridae.